Molecule: messenger RNA, 582 nt
Organism: Colletotrichum truncatum
Lineage: Eukaryota; Fungi; Ascomycota; Sordariomycetes; Glomerellales; Glomerellaceae
Source: RefSeq, a predicted model, not a curated record
AUGACUGCAGAGAAGGCAUUCUCCCACACCCCGUCGCCCGGAAACAAGUUCUCUCCUAGUUGGGUCGAUGUACCACCCAUGCGCUUGCCGCAUCUCGAUUUUAUCUAUCGAAUCGUUUGCGAUAUGGAUCCUGACGUGUCUGAAAUACGCAAUGUGAAUAACACGGGUGUCACACGGCUGGUGCUACCCAUCUUGAGAGGAUCGGUGGAAGGGCCUCGGAUUAAGGGUAGCAUUGUGGAGAGGAGUGGUGCAGAUUGGGCGGAGCAGGUUAGUCCUGGCAAGGUCUUCUCCAGACUGAGUGCGAGAUAUACGCUCAAGACAAACGACGGGGUUCAUAUUCUUGUGAACGCGCAUGGUAUUUAUCGCAGUGGACCAGGGCAGACGGAGAAGAUGUCUUCCACCGUUUCUCAGGAUGAAGUGGAGUAUUUUACUCAUAUCAACUUUGAAGCACCAGGAGGGAGUUUGUACGACUGGAUGAAUGGAAUCCUAGCCGUUGGUGUGAUGACGAUGUUUGAAGGAAGGCCUGUCAUUGAUUGCUAUCGAUUGACUAACUUCCCCGGCAAACCUGCCGAGAGGCUUUGA